Molecule: messenger RNA, 4170 nt
Organism: Rattus norvegicus (Norway rat)
Lineage: Eukaryota; Metazoa; Chordata; Mammalia; Rodentia; Muridae
Gene: Ppp1r10
Product: protein phosphatase 1, regulatory subunit 10
Exons: 20
Coding region: 557-3175 (872 amino acids)
Biological process (GO): negative regulation of cardiac muscle cell apoptotic process; protein stabilization; positive regulation of transcription elongation by RNA polymerase II
Cellular component (GO): nucleus; chromatin; nucleoplasm
Molecular function (GO): enzyme-substrate adaptor activity; protein phosphatase inhibitor activity; protein phosphatase regulator activity
Source: RefSeq, marked validated
GGCCGCCAUUCUGGGGUUCGUUUAGAGGUUGAAUUUUCUCGGAGAAAGACAGGCCGGCCAUCAGGAAAACAAACAAGCCUCAGCAACAUCUAAACCCUUGAAAGGAUCCUGAGAGAGGGGGGAAAGGGAAAACAGCAGCCACCAGCCCAACCACUUGUGUCUUCUGCCCCUCCCCACCUAUCUUGCCCACCCCACCAGCCCACGCUGCUUGGGACUUGAAAUCUGUGGCCGAAGGACCGUCACCACAUAACUUCAAAAAUAAUCAACCACCCUCCCUACCCAAACCCACCCAAUCUCACUCAUCCAGCAUUUCCUUUUUGGAGUCCACUCAGAAUUUUUUUCAACGACCCCCUCUCCCUAAUGGAGUUGGGUGGGGGGAAAAUGAAAACUGAGUUGGUCUUUACUUUUUUAAGAGACUUUUUGAUCCAAUGAGGCCCCACAAGUAACUGAGUUUGGGUCCUGGUUGGUUGUUUUAUUUUUUUUCCUCCAAAAUUUUACCCCUCCCCCCUGAGCCCGAGGUGCUGACGUCGCAAAAAAAUUGGAUAAAGCCACCAUCAUGGGUUCAGGACCCAUAGACCCCAAAGAACUUCUCAAGGGCCUAGAUAGCUUCCUUACUCGGGAUGGAGAAGUGAAGAGUGUGGAUGGAAUUGCCAAGAUCUUCAGUCUAAUGAAGGAGGCACGAAAGAUGGUGAGUCGAUGCACGUACUUGAAUAUUAUCCUGCAGACCCGGGCGCCGGAGGUGCUAGUCAAGUUUAUUGACGUCGGCGGCUACAAGCUUCUGAACAGUUGGUUAACGUAUUCAAAGACGACCAACAACAUUCCUCUCCUACAGCAGAUUCUGCUGACUCUGCAGCACCUCCCACUGACUGUGGACCACCUCAAGCAGAACAACACAGCGAAGCUAGUGAAGCAGCUCAGCAAGUCAAGCGAGGACGAAGAGCUCCGGAAAUUGGCAUCAGUCCUUGUCAGUGACUGGAUGGCUGUCAUCCGCUCCCAGAGUAGCACCCAGCCUGCAGAGAAAGAUAAGAAGAAAAGGAAGGAAGAGGGGAAAAGUCGAACCACGCUUCCUGAGCGGCCUUUGACUGAAGUGAAGGCUGAAACCCGGGCUGAGGAAGCCCCAGAGAAGAAGAAGGAGAAGCCCAAGUCACUUAGAACUACGGCACCCAGUCAUGCCAAGUUCCGUUCUACUGGACUGGAGCUGGACACCCCAUCUUUGGUGCCUGUGAAGAAGAACUCCAGCACUGUGGUUGUGUCAGACAAGUACAACCUGAAGCCCAUCCCCCUCAAGCGGCAGAGUGCCACAGCUGCUCCAGGCGAUGCUGCCCCGCCUGCAGAGAAGAAGUACAAGCCCCUCAACACAACCCCCAAUACCACCAAAGAAAUUAAAGUGAAGAUCAUCCCCCCACAGCCCAUGGAGGGCCUCGGUUUUCUGGAUGCUCUCAAUUCCGCCCCUGUCCCAGGCAUCAAAAUUAAGAAGAAGAAGAAGGUUCUAUCACCUACUGCUGCCAAGCCCAGCCCUUUUGAAGGGAAAACAAGCACUGAGCCAAGCACAGCCAAACCUUCCUCCCCAGAGCCUGCAGCCCCCGCUGAGCCCAUGGACACAGACCGUCCUGGCACCCCUGUCCCCGCUGUGGAAGUCCCGGAGCUCAUGGAUGCAGCCUCUUCGGAGCCAGGAGCUCUGGAUGCAAAGCCUGUGGAAAGCCCUGGAGAUCCCAACCAGCUGACUCGAAAGGGCAGAAAGAGAAAAACUGUGACGUGGCCUGAGGAGGGCAAGCUGAGGGAGUAUUUCUACUUCGAACUGGAUGAAACUGAGCGAGUGAAUGUGAACAAGAUCAAGGACUUUGGGGAGGCUGCUAAGCGUGAGAUACUGUCGGACCGACAUGCUUUUGAGACAGCCCGGCGACUAAGCCAUGACAAUAUGGAGGAGAAAGUGCCCUGGGUAUGUCCCAGGCCUCUGGUUCUGCCCUCACCUCUUGUCAUCCCUGGAAGCAACAGCCAGGAGCGAUACAUCCAGGCUGAGCGGGAGAAGGGCAUCCUUCAGGAGCUCUUCCUGAACAAGGAGAGUCCUCACGAGCCUGAUCCUGAGCCGUAUGAACCCAUUCCUCCCAAACUCAUCCCCUUGGAUGAGGAGUGCGCCAUGGAUGAGACUCCGUAUGUUGAGACCCUGGAGCCUGGAGGGUCUGGUGGCUCACCUGAUGGAGCAGGAGGCUCCAAGCUGCCUCCAGUUCUGGCCAAUCUUAUGGGGAGCAUGGGAGCAGGGAAGAGCCCCCAGGGCCCUGGAGGCGGUGGCAUCAAUGUUCAGGAGAUCCUCACUUCCAUAAUGGGCAGUCCAAACAACCACCCUUCAGAGGAGCUGCUGAAACAGCCAGACUACUCAGACAAGCUGAAGCAGAUGCUGGUGCCACAUGGGCUCCUAGGUCCUGGUCCUGUAGCCAAUGGCUUCCCACCAGGAGGCCCUGGGGGCCCCAAGGGUAUGCAGCAUUUCCCCCCUGGUCCUGGAGGGCCCAUGCCAGGUCCCCAUGGAGGCCCUGGUGGACCAGUGGGUCCACGUCUCCUGGGUCCCCCACCACCUUCUCGGGGAGGUGAUCCAUUCUGGGAUGGCCCAGGUGACCCCAUGCGAGGUGGCCCAAUGCGUGGGGGUCCAGGACCUGGUCCUGGACCAUACCACAGAGGCCGAGGGGGUCGUGGAGGAAAUGAACCGCCACCACCCCCUCCAUUCCGAGGAGCCAGAGGAGGUCGUUCUGGAGGAGGCCCCCCAAAUGGCCGAGGGGGUCCUGGUGGAGGUGGCAUGGUUGGAGGUGGUGGGCACCGCCCCCAUGAAGGCCCUGGAGGGAGCAUGGGCAGUGGACAUCGGUCUCAUGAGGGCCCUGGAGGGAGCAUGGGCAGUGGACAUCGGUCUCAUGAAGGCCCUGGACACGGGGGACCCCAUGGCCACCGGCCACAUGACGUCCCUAGCCAUCGAGGCCACGACCAUCGAGGGCCACCACCUCAUGAACACCGCGGUCAUGAUGGCCAUGGGGGAGGCGGCCACCGAGGGCAUGAUGGAGGCCACAGUCACGGAGGAGACAUGUCAAACCGCCCUGUCUGCCGACACUUCAUGAUGAAGGGCAACUGCCGCUAUGAGAACAACUGUGCCUUCUACCACCCAGGGGUCAACGGGCCCCCACUGCCCUAGGCCUGCCUGCCCUACCCGCACCCCUGUGGACUGCAGCUUUGCUCCUUCCACUUGGUUAUGGCUUCUGUGAGGCCCACUUUCCUUUUCCCCAGCUGAUGAGGAGCCGGCCCCCUCAGUUCCCACCUGGUUGGGUUUCUGGGGGUUUCUGAUUCCUGGUGUGCAUUGAUGUACAUAUUCCCUCCAGUCUGGAGCGGAGAGGAGAGAGACUGGACUGCUGAGACGGCUGGCUUCACUUUGUGAGGAGAUUUGCCCUGUGCCCCAAACCCCUUCCAGUAUUAGCCCCGAUGCCUGAGAACCUGAAGCCGGCCACCCUGGAGACCUCUGCUCUCCACAUGCACACGGAACUGAGUUGGUCAGCUGCACUUAGGAAACCGUCCAAGCUAAGCUCAUUAUCUUCACAGGGUGAGGGGGUGGUGAGGGGUACCAUAUAUCCCACUGCACUGAGGGCUCAAGCUGGCUGAAGCUGAGUUCUGGAACUACCCCCCACUUGUGCCCCACAUGGGCCAGUCACUGUUGAGUCCUUUCUCAAGAAGGACUGCAACUGUUACUUCCCAGGUCAUCGUGGGUCUGCUAGGUUCAGUGAUGGCACAUUCAUAUCUGUGUCCAGUGGAAGUUGUAUCUGGCAGAGGGGUGGCCUGUAGUGUUGGGCCACUCUUGCCUACAGCCAUUUUCGAGACUCCGUGAGGCCAGCUUUCAUUAACUUUAGCCGGGUAUACCGGGCCUGACGCACUACAUGCACUGCCUUUGGGAGUGGGCUGGCUCCUUACCCCGUAAGGAGCCCUGUCAGUGAGGCUUCCUGGGUAGACUCAGCAGGAGGGGCCCUUCCCAGUCCUCUCCUCCCCCUGUCUUGGCAUCAGUUGUUUUCUAUGAAAACAGUGGGUUGGUUUUGUGCAGGGUCUUGGGUUAGAACCAAUGGAUUUGAGGAGUUUUUUCUUUUGGUUUUGUAUAUUUUGUACAUUAAUAAUAAACAGUGGAAAGAGAAGCAGCUCAUUUAA